AGCAGCAGCCCCAGCCAUGGCCGACAUCAAGACGGGCAUCUUCGCCAAGAACGUGCAGAAAAGGCUCAACCGGGCUCAGGAGAAGGUCCUCCAGAAACUUGGCAAAGCCGAUGAAACAAAAGAUGAGCAGUUUGAGGAGUACGUACAGAACUUCAAACGGCAAGAGGCAGAGGGUACGAGACUUCAGAGAGAACUCCGGGGAUACUUAGCUGCUAUCAAAGGCAUGCAAGAGGCCUCGAUGAAACUGACAGAGUCCCUCCACGAAGUCUAUGAGCCAGACUGGUAUGGACGUGAGGAUGUGAAGAUGGUGGGCGAGAAAUGUGAUGUGCUCUGGGAAGACUUCCAUCAAAAGCUAGUGGAUGGGUCCUUACUCACGCUGGACACAUACCUUGGCCAGUUUCCUGACAUCAAAAUGCGCAUCGCCAAGAGGAGCAGAAAGCUGGUGGAUUAUGACAGUGCCCGUCACCAUCUAGAAGCUCUGCAGAGUUCCAAAAGACGAGACGAAAGUCGCAUCACAAAGGCAGAAGAAGAGUUUCAAAAAGCCCAGAAAGUGUUUGAAGAGUUCAACAUUGAUUUACAAGAAGAGCUUCCUUCUUUGUGGUCUAGACGGGUGGGAUUUUAUGUCAAUACUUUCAAGAAUGUGUCCAGCCUCGAGGCCAAGUUCCACAAGGAAAUUGCUCUGCUCUGCCACAAGCUUUAUGAGGUGAUGACCAAGCUCGGGGAGCAGCAUGCAGACAAGGCCUUUACCAUUCAGGGAGCCCCUAGUGAUUCCGGUCCUCUCCGUAUUGCAAAGACACCAUCGCCACCAGAGGAGCCUUCCCCCCUGCCCAGCCCAGUAGCUAGUCCGAAUCACACUCUGGCACCUGCCUCUCCUGCACCAGCCCGGCCAAAGUCACCUUCACAGUUGCGGAAAGGGCCUCCGGUCCCACCUCUGCCCAAAGUCACGCCCACAAGGGAACUACAACAGGAGAACAUCAUUAGCCUCUUUGAGGACAACUUUGUCCCAGAAAUCAAUGUGACAACUGCAUCUCAGAAUGAAGUUCCCGAGUCAAAGAAAGAAGAGUCUUUGCUCGAUCUGGACUUUGAUCCUUUCAAGCCGGACGUUACACCAGUGGGAUCAGCAGGGAUCACCCACUCACCCAUGUCUCAGACAUUGCCCUGGGACUUGUGGACGACUAGCAGUGACCUGGUCCAGCCGGCAUCCAGUGGGACCUUCAAUGGAUUCACCCAGCCUCAGGACACUUCUCUCUUCACCAUGCCCACCAGUCAGACUGUGAUGGAUACCUCGGCUGAGUCGGAAGAAGUGCCCCCCACAGAACCCAAAGCUGAGGAGCCUUUGGCUGGAGCUCCUGCUGAGGGCCAAGCCAUCCAGCCUAGUGAGGCAGCAGAGGAGGCUGAGGUGGGGACAGUAGAGGAUGCUGACACCGUCCCUGCAGCCGCUGGAGCCCCAGUGGGGGCUGCUGAGGAGGCCCCAGAGGUUGUCGUAGAAGGUGAAGCCCUCCCCUUGGGCGAAGGAGUGAGCCUUGUUGAGACCCAAGCUGUUACAGAGACCAGGGAGGCCAUUGAGAGUGAUCGAGCUGGGACAGAAGACAUGGAAGCAGCUAGGAUCCAGGAGAAAGUCAUCCCAUCAGUUGUCAUUGAGCCGGCAUCUAACCAUGAAGGAGAGGAUGAGCAGGAACUUGAGCUCGGGAUGGCUGGAGAGGUCAGCCAGACAAGAGAAGACAUGUCUGCCCAAGGUGAUUCCAGUGAGACGUCAGUGCUGGCCAGCGACCAGAAGACACUGGAGGAUGCUCAGCCUACAGCUCCUGGUGGGGUCUCUGCCCUUCCAUCCAGCAGCGAAGCUGCCCAAGUCCCUCCAGGCUUCCUCUAUAAGGUGGAAGCGCUCCAUGAUUUUGAGGCAGCUAAUUCCGAUGAGCUUAACCUGAAACGGGGAGAUGUGGUCCUGGUGAUCCCAGCAGAAGCAGAGGCUGAGCAGGAUGCGGGCUGGCUCAUAGGUGUGAAGGAAUCAGAUUGGCUUCAGUACAGAGACCUGGAUGCCUACAAGGGCCUCUUCCCAGAGAACUUCACCCACCGCCUGGAUUAGUCCCCCUCUCCCCACGCUCCACGGGGCGAGGUGAAGCUGUUCUACAGUGAGCUUGGGCAGCGGUGUUCCAAACCGAUGGGAAAAAGAGGAGCCCGCUUGAGUAGCAACACUGCUAACACUUUGCAGACUGGUGUCCGGCAAAGCCGGGGGAGACAUAUUCAAGGAGCAUGUGUUGAAAAAAACGUUAAAUUAAGUAACAUUUUAAAAAGUAAAGUGAACUCCUCCGAAGCAGCAAGGGAGGGCAUCCUCCUUUGUCCUUCUGUUUGUGACAACAGGUUUGUUUGUGCUUUCUCUGAGCUAUGGUGAAUCUUGUACUUGAUCCCUUCCCCGUGAGGUCUAAAUUAGCUCCCUCAAGACCAGAACCUUAAUUUCUCUGCACCAAGUGUAUUGUAUUGAGCUUCUGUGCUGCGGAAGGUUUGAUGAAUAAUCCUAUAAUGAGGCAGUCACAGUCCUCCUCC
Messenger RNA from Vombatus ursinus (common wombat), 2541 nucleotides. RefSeq names its product amphiphysin (gene AMPH). Gene Ontology annotation, molecular function: protein binding; phospholipid binding. Gene Ontology annotation, biological process: synaptic vesicle endocytosis. The coding region runs from base 17 to 2083 and encodes 688 amino acids. The record is from RefSeq and is a predicted model, not a curated record. Gene Ontology annotation, cellular component: synaptic vesicle; plasma membrane; cytoplasm. Lineage: Eukaryota; Metazoa; Chordata; Mammalia; Diprotodontia; Vombatidae. The transcript has 21 exons.